CGUCUGUGUGAACCAGAACGUGGUUGACAGACCCCUGCGCCGUGAUGAAUUCGGUCUCUGGAAAGUACCUACGGUACAUUCUAUUUGCAGUGCUGUGUGUUGCAAUUCUACAUUUCAUAUCAUACUCCUCACUACCUCUCCCGAGCACAAGCGAUGUCGUGUCCAACCUCAGGUCCGGGUCAAAACAAACCAGCCAUAGCCCCUCAACUCCUCUAUCAGUUUCACCACUUUCCAACACUUCUUCAACUGUUCCAGCACCUGCCUAUGAACGAGUAAACGCAACAUUCGUGACUUUGGCCAGAAAUGGGGAUAUUUGGGAGAUCGCCAAGUCGAUCCGCCAGGUGGAGGACCGAUUCAACCGGAAUUAUCACUAUGACUGGGUCUUUCUUAAUGACGUGCCCUUCAACGACCAAUUCAUAAAGAUAACUACUGCUCUUGUAUCGGGGAAAACGCAUUAUGGAGUCAUUCCGAAAGAGCACUGGUCGUUCCCUGACUUUAUCGACCAGGCAAAAGCCGCCAAGGUUCGGCAGGAUAUGAAGGAGAAACAAGUCAUCUACGGAGAUUCCAUCAGCUACAGACACAUGUGCCGUUUUGAAUCUGGAUUCUUUUUCCGCCAGGAGCUCCUCCAGAAAUUCGACUACUAUUGGCGAGUGGAGCCCAGCAUCGAAUAUUUCUGUGACAUCGGUUUCGACCCGUUCAAGUUCAUGAAAGACAACAAGAAGAAAUAUAGCUUUGUUAUCAGUCUGUAUGAAUACAGAGACACCGUAGCUACGAUCUGGGAUAGUGUCAAGAAAUUCAUGGAGAAGUACCCUCAGCAUAUUGUAGAGGACAAUAACCUGGAAUUCAUCAGCGAGGAUGGAGGGAAGACAUAUAACCUUUGCCAUUUUUGGUCGAAUUUCGAAAUUGGUGAUCUCAACUGGUUGCGAUCGCAAGCCUACCUCGAUUAUUUCGAUAUCCUAGACAAAGAUGGAGGAUUUUUCUAUGAAAGAUGGGGUGAUGCGCCUGUACAUUCCAUCGCGGCUGCCCUCAUGCUCAAAAAGGAGGAAAUCCACUUCUUCAAUGAGAUCGCUUAUCGCCAUGUUCCCUUUGUCCAUUGCCCGACGGGCGAGCAGAUGAGAUUGGAUCUGAAAUGCCACUGCAAUCCCCGUGACAACUUCGACUGGAAAGGAUAUUCUUGUACAUCCCGUUACUUCGACAUUAAUAAGAUGACGAAGCCUAAAGGUUAUGAAAAAGAAACGGACUGA
This is a messenger RNA of Histoplasma capsulatum G186AR, 1244 nucleotides long. Its product is annotated as glycolipid 2-alpha-mannosyltransferase. The transcript is spliced from 4 exons. Gene Ontology annotation, molecular function: alpha-1,2-mannosyltransferase activity. Gene Ontology annotation, biological process: protein O-linked glycosylation; cell wall mannoprotein biosynthetic process; protein N-linked glycosylation. Gene Ontology annotation, cellular component: membrane; Golgi apparatus. The coding region runs from base 45 to 1244 and encodes 399 amino acids. The record is from RefSeq and is a predicted model, not a curated record. Lineage: Eukaryota; Fungi; Ascomycota; Eurotiomycetes; Onygenales; Ajellomycetaceae.